Molecule: messenger RNA, 593 nt
Organism: Ilex paraguariensis (yerba mate)
Lineage: Eukaryota; Viridiplantae; Streptophyta; Magnoliopsida; Aquifoliales; Aquifoliaceae
Source: the annotation of a GenBank genome assembly
ACGAAUGUUGCUCUUGAUGUAAUUAAGAAAGAUGAUGUGUCUGCCGCCAUAUUUGCUCCUGGAUGGGUCUACGAGACGAAACAACCACCUGAUUUUGAGAGUGCUCAAAAUCGUUGGUGGGGCCUUGUUGAAAAAUCAUGGGGAAUAGUGCAGAACUACCCCAAAGCACUUCCAUUCUAUUCAAAUUUUGAUCAGGGUCAUGGUUACCAUAUCUCUAUUAAUGGAGGGGAAAUAUCGGUUGAUCCUUGGAACAACAUUUCUUGCCAAAGUUUGCAGCCUUUCCUUGAGGUUCCUGGAGAUUCUGUGCCAGACAAGAUUCAAGUUUUGGUCAAGUAAGUUUAUUAAUGCAAAUAUGUAUACCAUUUUAGCCUUUCCACCAUGUGUAUGACAUAUCAUAUACUUCCAUGAUUUGGUCAUUUGGUCAUACAUAGUGAUAGAAAUUCUGAAGCAGCUGCCACUGAUAAGUUUCAAAGGAAUAUAUAAAUUUCAGUAUGGAGAUUCUGAGAUUUCAUCUUGUCUGAAAAUCAUUUGAGAGGAGGAGAAUGCCUGAUCUUCCUUAGGGGUUGCAAAAAGGAUUUAUUUUAACUAUAUAU